CGACAAGCAAACCACAAGCAAGCGCAGCCAGCAGGAGUUGUGGGGAACAAGUUCGCGCGAACGACAAGAAAAGAGAGACAGCAAGCAAGCAAGCAAAUAGCCACCGUCCCCUUGUGACCACCUGACUCGCAGCAGAGACCCCCCCCCCCCCAAAGACCUCAACAAGAUGCAGGAGGAACAAGAGUUUGUGGAAGAGGAACAGGGCGGACCCAUCCCCAUCAACAGAUUGGAGGGUCAAGGCAUCAGCGCAAAUGACUGCAGAAAGUUGACAGAUGCUGGCUACCACACAGUGGAGAGUGUGGCCUAUGUGCCCAAGAAGCAGCUGCUUGGUGUCAAGGGCAUCAGCGAAGCCAAGGCCGACAAAAUCAUCAACGAGGCGUCGAAACUACUGCCCAUGGGCUUCACCACAGCAUCCGAAUUCCACCAGCGGCGACAAGAGAUUGUGAACAUUUCGUGCGGGUCAAAGGAACUGGACACGUUGCUGCAAGGCGGCAUUGAAACAGGGUCCAUCACGGAAAUGUUUGGUGAAUUCAGGACUGGCAAGACCCAGCUCUGCCACACACUCGCCGUCACAUGCCAGUUGCCAAUUGACCAGGGCGGUGCAGAGGGCAAGUGCCUGUAUAUCGACACGGAGGGCACGUUUCGACCGGAGCGCCUGCUUGCAGUUGCCGAGCGCUAUGGCCUCAGUGGCGAGGACGUGCUGGACAACGUUGCCUACGCACGCGCCUACAACUCUGACCAUCAAAUGCACCUGCUUCAACAAGCAUCGGCCAUGAUGGCCGAAUCACGGUAUGCCUUGAUGGUGGUUGACAGCGCGACGGCGUUGUUCCGCACAGACUACUCUGGCCGCGGCGAGCUCUCUGCGCGCCAGAUGGCGCUGGCCCAGUUCCUGCGCACCCUCAUGCGUCUUGCCGACGAGUUUGGCAUUGCCGUGGUCAUCACCAACCAGGUUGUGGCGCAGGUCGACGGCGCCGCCAUGUUUGCCGCUGACCCAAAGAAGCCCAUCGGCGGUAACAUCAUGGCCCACGCUUCCACCACCAGGUUGUACCUUCGCAAGGGCCGCGGUGAGACGCGUGUGUGCAAGGUGUACGAUUCCCCGUGCCUGCCAGAGUCGGAGGCUGUGUUUGCCAUCAACGCAGACGGUAUCGGCGAUGCCAAGGACUGAGGCGGCCUGCACCUGGGUUUGCGGCACACUUGAUGUGAUGCUGUCGAGAAGAAGAAGAAAAAAAAUGAGACUUGCUUCCUUGCUUGCUUCCUUGCUUGCUUCCUUG
This is a messenger RNA of Salpingoeca rosetta, 1271 nucleotides long. Its product is annotated as rad51 protein. The record is from RefSeq and is a predicted model, not a curated record. Gene Ontology annotation, biological process: mitotic recombination; double-strand break repair via homologous recombination; DNA recombinase assembly. Gene Ontology annotation, cellular component: condensed nuclear chromosome. The coding region runs from base 167 to 1165 and encodes 332 amino acids. Lineage: Eukaryota; Choanoflagellata; Craspedida; Salpingoecidae. The transcript has 7 exons. Gene Ontology annotation, molecular function: ATP binding; DNA strand exchange activity; ATP-dependent DNA damage sensor activity.